AUGACGACAGUGGACCAAUUGAAGCACGAUUUGGAGGCUUUGCUCGCUGAGUGCAAGCGAAAACACGCCGACGUGCGUACGGCCACAGAAACAGCGCUCAAUGCUGCCAAAAAGGUCGAUCCAAAGUCGAGAAUAAACGACAACGUACAGCUCCAGCACACGCUAUGUGUACCGUUUAUGAUGGCCGUGGCGGGCGGGCUGAAGCCUCAAACACAGGCUCUUUCCGUUUUGCCGAAACUCAUUGCUGCUUCGGCGCUUCCGGCUGAUUUUGCCGACGAUCUUCUUCAAAGCUUCUACAAGAACGAUGUCCACCUGCUGCCGCUUGAUUCCCAGUUGAAGAUACUCCAGACGAUUCCGGCGCUCAUGCAGAACUACGAGAUUCACGGCAAGAGCUUCUUGUUGCUUGUGGCGGUCUUGUGUCUGCUUAUGGGCUCAGGUAGUCCUGCUUUAUCGAAUACUGCCUCAGCUACAAUGCAACAGGUGUUUUCGGGAUUAUACGAUAAGUUGGGGAAACACACUAAAGGUGACCAGCUCCAAGCGGUGGAAUUGGCCUCAGCGGGCUCGGAAAAACCACAUGUGUUCCACUUGGACAGCUUGGAGUCCGAGUGUUACAAGGUAUUCAACGACCUCAGCGCCUUGGUAGCAAAUGACGAGGUGGAGUACUUCGACCCCGAUAUCCACAUCCGCCGUGUGGUUGUGCUUGAGAUCAUUGAAAACGUGCUUUCGCUCAACAAGGCUACGUUUCGAGACCACGAGGAGCUUAUCGCCUUGUGCCGUGUCAAAACGUUUCCUGCGUUACUCAAAUUGGUCACGUCAACCACCCACAACUUUCCCACCAUCGUAAGAGCCUUGAGAAUAAUUCACUUGCUUGUGGCCACCCAGGCUGAUCUUUUGGGUAUGGAGACAGAAAUCGUGCUUUCCUCAACCAACCACCUACUACUCGAUGCAGAAGACUCAUCCUCCCGUUCGCUGUCUGUCACUGCUGUAUCUGCUGAAAACGUACAGCCAACAACCAGCUUGCCUUUCUGGGUGAAGGUCUUGGUUUUGGAAAUGUACAAGACUCUCUUUAACAACUUCGACGUGGUUCGUGUCAUCUAUGAAACCUACGAUAGAGAUGAAAAGAAGAAAAACGUAAUACGCGAGCUUUUUAGCGUGCUCAACCACUAUCUCGAGUCGAGCUUGCCUCAGUUCUUUGCGGAGGAAACCAUCCCUAACGCUGAGAAAAACACUUCCCGUCUUAGCAAACAGAAUGCCGCAUUGAAGGUUUCCCUCCUCGACCAUUUGGACAAAACCGACCCUCCAGCAUCGGUGCCCCCGCUCUACCCUGCUCAUUUGGUGUUCAAAAUCCUCAUAAGCGUGGCAGAUGGUGUAUCUGAAUUCGUUUCUCGCAUUUCAGCCAACUCCAACACAAAUGAUAUCGAGGCCAAUGUGGACUUCAUCACCAGCUUCAACGAGACAAUAUCCCCAGAGGUGUUCAAGCUACUCAAGAAGUACCUUCAUUGUGCCACGGACAAUGAGUACUUUCAUAACGUAGUCAGGGCAGUUCAGAGGUAUACUCACGCUGUGGGGCUUUUGGGCAUGACGCUGUUGCGGGACGAUUUGCUUGUGCUUCUUUCUGACUGUGUGAUCAAGGGACCAGCUCCUUUGGAACCACGGAAACACAAUAACUCCAACUUGCUUGCCUUGGGUGAAUCUAUUGUUGACACCAUCAGCUCUACAAUUCAGGCUCCAGCAUCUCCUCAAAAUUCCCAGGCUAGUCAAUUUGAGAGUAGCUCCAAGAAGAGUAUCUCCGAUGACGAGCUGCUCGCCUUCGGAUCCAGAGUGUUCACCUCCCGUCAAAUAAUCUGCUACAGGGCUUUGAGUAACUUGGCAAUUUCCCUCGGCCUCACAUUGCAGGACUCUUGGAGAAUUAUGUGGAUCACUUUUCAGUGGGUGGACUACUUCCUAAGUGGAGCUGAUGAAUACAGUGGCUUUGCCAAUAACAAAGAGCUCAAGAAGUUUGCCGAGCCUCAGGUCAGUUCACAAGACUUCACAAUAAUUCGCAACGCAAGAGCAAAGUUGUUGGAAAGCAUUAGUGCUUAUCAGCCUCAGUCUUUUGAGGAGCUCGUGAAGGUCUUGACACUGUUGUACAACGAGGAUCUGGCCACCAUAAAGACCAUUCAGACUUGUCCUUUUAACCGAAGCUUCUUUAUACGCCUGUUGGUUCUUCUUGUUACCAACAGCCCAUCGUUAUUGCUUGAAAACCAGCCCGUUUGGGACCAUCUCAUCAACUACUUCACCGAUUUGGCCACGGACAGAUCCAUUCCACACCACAGAAGGAACUUCUAUGUCACUUGCAUGAAUGACGUGGUAGUCAGCGUCACCAAGGAGGGAUUCCAUAAUUCGAACGAUACUGAUGGCUUGGCUGCAAUGUCCCUUAAAGCCUUCAUAACAUUCAUUGACAAGCUUUUUGGGCUUCCAGACUCAGAAGAAUUGCUCGUGUCCAAUUGUGAGACCGAGAUGCAUUUGACCGUACUCACCACUCUCAGGAGUCUCAUUGACGAGUUUGAUGAUCGAUUCCAGAAUUGCUGGGGUCUAGUCUUUACUAUUUUGAGAUCUGUGUUCCACAAGCAUGCUGGUUCAAAUGUCCAAGACAAGAAGCUUGACGAAAAGACCAGACUUUUGAUCGCAACUUCAUUCGACACUUUGAAGUUGAUCUUGGAUGAGUUCUUAAACUCCCUUCCCGAGGAGCACUUGAAAACGCUCAUCGACACACUUGUCAAUUUUUGCUCCCAAGAGCACGACCUCAAUAUCUCGUUUUCCUCUGUCAGCUACUUCUGGUCUAUCAGUGAUGCCAUACGCUCUCAUAUGGAUGGCGCAUCUGCAACAAGUUCCGAUAUCUCCGUCGAGGAAGCGGAUACUAUCAAGAAACUCGAGCUUGCAUUGGAAAAGUGCUCCACCGACACUAUUGCAUUCAACCAGGGCUUGAAUGUAUACCUUCUUGCCAGGUUGUCGGACUUAUCGUCAGACUCAAGAACUCAGGUAAGAGAGGGGGCUAUCCAGACUUUGUUCCAGAUUUUGGACGCUCACGGAAGAUACUUGCCUUCCUGGCAAAUGAUGUACGACGUUGUGCUUCCUGGUGUCAUUGACGUAUCUAGAUGGAAGGAGAAGUCAACUUCGCCACACAAUGACAUAAUCAGUACCUUCAAUCUUGUGUUGUCGGGUCUCGUUGCGGUGCUCAACAAGUACAUGAUUGAUUUUACCGACAAAGCUACUUUGGCUGUGAAGCUCCAGUUCUGGCUGCAAAUAUUGAACUACUUCAACAAUCUCCUCGCCUUAAAUUGGAAAGACCUUAACCUCAAGAUCUUCCAGUCUUUCCAGGACCUUAUCUUGCCCUUGCCCAAAGUGAAGGAUGUUCCUAGCGAGGUUGUCAAUUCUGUGUUCGACUUCUGGGUGAAUGUUCCCGUGGAAUACGACUUCGUGAAUCCAGAAUACCAGGAUUCGCUUGCGGUGUUCAACAGAUCCUUUACUUCAGUUUAUCCGGUUGUUGAACACAGGCUUUCAUUGGCAGACUUGAGCAAGGUGUUGAGUCUUUUGAAUCAGUGUGCGAGAUACCCUGUUCUCAAAUCGAGUCUGAACGAUUCUGAGAAGCUCACGGACAUUCAAAAGGCCGUGAUCGAAAACCUCAAGUUGCUUUGCAAGAAUGAACUGAAGGACGAGUUCAAUUCUGUCAUUAUCCAACACCUUUGCAUUAUCCUCUGCUAUCCAUACCAGACGAGAACUCGGAUUGAAAGAAAGCUCAAGAGCAAAUUCGAGGGCAGACUCAAAAUCCCCACAUUUACUGCUAUCAGUGAAGCUUCGCUAGAGUUGAUGACGGAGAAGAUCCACGGCUUGGGAAAUCUCAAUGUGCUUCUUCCAGAACAAGGUUUCGAGAAACUCGUAUCAUCGUUGAUUGAGGCCGUGAGCUACAAAGCUCAAGGCUGCCAGGGCAACGAAAAGCCACAGUGGGUCAAGUGUAACGAGCUCAUUACACACCUUGCUCAAAGGCUCUUGAAUGAGAACUUGAGUGAAGUGAAGAACAGAAACGAGGUAUGGCACCUUUUGGUGGAUGCGCUCACCGUUUGUUUCGAGGACGUGAAGCCUGAAGAAGAGAAGGAAACUUUCAGACAAAUCGAUACUCUUGAGGAGAUCGUUUUGCCUGUCUUGUUUCUGGGUAAUAUCAAGCAAGAAGAGGCAUUGCAGCAGACGAUUGGCCGGAUCUACAGCCACUCGUAUCUUUACGAAAUGAACAAUGUUGAACGAGAGCUUUGUGAAGGCAGCUUGGAACACACGAUAUCGUCGUUGGCCAACUUUGCGUUCAAUGACUGUUUCGGAACCACGGCACAGCUUGUUCCGUACAAAAACAGAGACAUCAGACUUCGCUGUCUUGUGGAUUUGUUCAAUUUCGCUCUGAAUAACGACCGCAGCCUGGCUGUUGCUUUUAAGUUUGCCUUGGCCCGUGCAUCCUUCACGCUUCGUCGUGUCAUUGCAGAACAACGUCUUUUGAACAAAAAGCCCAUGGCGAGAAUUCUUGAAGAGGAACUCAAGGUUGUGCUUGAUGGAUUGAAAAAAGUUCAGAUGGCCAGAAAAGAGAGAAUGGGCGGCAUCAGCAUACUUCUUUCGAAGUUGGUGCCUUUUGUUUCAAACAUCGAAGGCAUGGGAGCAAGAAUCAAAAAGAAGAAAGGAGACAACAUUUUCAGCAUGAAGAAAAGCUCGUCGCUGCAUUACACCGAGUUCGACCCCGAGCUGGGUGAUCUACAGAAAAAGCGGUCGCUUGUCAGAAGAGACCGUCAAAGAAUGGACGAGAAUAACCCCAGAUACCACUACACACAAGUUGCCAACCAGCAGCAGAGCCACCUUCGUAUUCAGCCUUCGCUGACGGGUUUGGAUCCCACAGCAAGCCACGAGAGAUCCGGAAGACCCAGUUUUCAGUACCCACAGGUUGCAGAGGAAGAUGAGGGGAUUCCGCUCAUGGAUAUGGACGAUUCACCCAAAGCUGGAAGAGAAAUCAUUGGUUUGAACGACGAGGUGCUGCCCAAGAAGCAGAAGCCAAGGAGCCAACUAGCCCAGCGGGCGGCGGUCGUUCCAAAGAACAAUGACCUUUCGUUCUGGAAGAUCUACUGUUACCUCAUCACAUUCUGGGCCCCAGCACCAAUUCUCAAGCUCUUCGGUCUCAAAACCAAGGAUAGACAGUACGCGUGGAGAGAGAAGAUCGGUCUUAUUUCGUGCAUUUUAUACAUCGGCGCUUUCGUGGCCUACAUCACCUUCGGGUUCACCAGAACGGUCUGCACCAACUCCACCAUCAAAACAAGAAGCAAUGAGGUUUCCAACGGAUACUUGAUCAUAAACGGUCGUUCUUACGACUUGACGUCCUCGCAACACCCCAAAGCAGCGGGAAUUCCUGCUGGUUCUAACAUUUUGUAUCCGCCAAUCAAUGCCGGCGGUAUGGAUGGCUCCUUCUUGUUUCAGAACGUCAACGGUAACUGUAAGGGUUUGAUUCGUCCGAGAGACAACUGUUCGAUUCCACACGAAGGUGAUGAGCUCGCCUGGUACAUGCCUUGUCGUCUUUUUGCUCAGGAUGGAUCUAGUGAGGUCAAUAAUACUGAUGUUUACUACGAUGGCUGGGCUUGUCACACGUCGCUGGAUGCCAGAGACGUCUAUUACAAUAUGGAAGUCAACGGUGAUGUCUACUUUACGUGGGAUGACAUCCGUAACAGCUCGAGAAACUUGGUCGUUUUUUCUGGAGAUGUCUUGGACUUGGAUUUGAUCAACUGGAUCUCCACAGACGAUGUCACUUAUCCCAAACUUUUCAAUGAGUUACGUGACGACUCUCUCUUCAAGGGUCACGAUAUUUCCAUGGUGUUGUCCAGUGGAGAACAGCGUCAGGCUGCCCGUUGUUUGAGCGAAAUCAUCAAGGUCGGUGUCAUUGACUCCGAGACUGUCGGGUGCAUUUGCUCGAAGAUUGUCUUGUAUGUCUCGCUUGUAUUUAUUUUGUCUGUGGUGAUCGUCAAGUUCCUCAUGGCUUGUUACUUCCGCUGGUGGAUCGCUCUGAGACAAGGUGCUUCCGAUUCUGACAAUAAGUCAACGUACGAAAGAGAAAGAGAAAUCGAGGACUGGGUCGACAACCCAACAGCUGCUGCACCUCUCACCACCGUUCCUGCUAAAGCCAGAGCUGACUACCAGACACAGAAGACCAACAGACAGAGUGUGUUCAUCAAGAACUCCCAUGCUCAGAAGUUGAUUCCAGCAGCCGACAUUGGCAAAUACUACGAAGAUGGUGACAAGAAGCUUUCCAAGACUUUCAAGUACACCACUAUGUCUACACAAGCCGCUUUACUCGGUCGCAACAAGAAGCAACUUGGCAGAGAGCAUCAAAGCCGUUCGAUGGUGUUUUCUCACUCCAGAGCCUCUUCCAUGGAUUUGCUCUCACGCCCAGCUUCGAUGCUUGAUCCAUUCCUGGUUCAAAACGAUCCUAUCAACGGAUUGAGUCCUGAAAUUAUCCACCCUGACGUCGUUCCUCAGCCACCAGUUGAAUACCAGCCAUUUGGCUACCCAUUGGCCCACCUUAUUACAUUGGUUACUUGUUACUCCGAAGAUGAGGAGGGUUUGCGUACCACCUUGGACUCUGUGGCCACCACUGAUUACCCUAACUCACACAAGUUGAUUUUGAUGGUCUGUGACGGUAUGAUUAAGGGUUCAGGUUCCGACAUCACUACUCCUGACAUUGCCUUGGGCUUGAUGACAGACUUUGCUAUUCCACCUGAGGAUGUCCAGGCAUACUCUUAUGUUGCUGUUGCUCAAGGUACGAAGCGUCAUAAUAUGGCCAAGGUUUACGCUGGUUUCUACAAGUAUGACGACUCUACUGUGCCACCAGAGAAGCAGCAAAGAGUGCCAAUCAUCACGGUUGUCAAGACUGGUACUCCCGAUGAGGCUGGUACUGCUAAACCAGGUAACAGAGGUAAGCGUGAUUCUCAGAUCAUCAUGAUGUCUUUCUUGCAGAAGGUGAUGUUUGACGAGAGAAUGACCCAAUUGGAAUAUGCUUUGCUUGAAUCUAUCUGGCGUGUGACUGGACUCAUGGCUGAAUUUUACGAAAUGACAUUGAUGGUGGAUGCCGAUACCAAGGUUUACCCUGACUGUUUGACCCAUAUGUGUGCUGAAAUGAUCAAGGACCCAGCCAUCAUGGGUUUGUGUGGUGAGACGAAGAUCGCCAACAAAAGAGACAGUUGGGUCACUGCCAUUCAGGUUUUCGAGUACUACAUUUCGCAUCACCAGGCCAAGGCCUUUGAAUCUGUUUUCGGUGGUGUCACUUGUUUGCCCGGUUGUUUCUCCAUGUACAGAAUCAAGUCGCCUAAGGGUGACAAUGGUUACUGGGUGCCAAUUUUGGCGAACCCAGAUAUCGUGGAAAGAUACUCGGACAAUGUUACCGACACCUUGCACAAGAAGAACUUGUUGUUGUUGGGUGAGGAUCGUUUCCUCUCGAGUUUGAUGUUGAAGACUUUCCCCAAGAGACACCAGAUUUUCGUUCCCAAGGCCGCCUGUAAGACUAUUGUGCCAGACAAGUUCAUGGUUUUGUUGUCGCAGCGUCGUCGUUGGAUUAACUCGACGGUGCAUAACUUGUUUGAAUUGGUUUUAGUGAAUGAUUUGUGUGGUACUUUCUGUUUCUCGAUGCAGUUUGUCAUUUUCAUUGAGUUGGUCGGUACGUUGGUGUUGCCUUGUGCCAUUGCCAUCACCAUUUACGUGAUUAUCUUUGCCAUUGUGUCGUCGCCUACACCUAUCAUUUAUGUGGUGUACUUCUUCAUCUACCUUAUCGCCUUGCCCAUCUGGAACUUUGUGUUCCCUACUUACGCGUACUGGAAGUUCGAUGACUUCAGUUGGGGUAACACAAGAACCGUGGCCGGCGAGGCAGCAGGAGCAGGUAAGGGUGGCCACAACGGAGAAGGUGUGUUUGACUCGUCGAGCAUUGUCAUGAAGAGAUGGAGAGAGUGGGAAGGCGCCAGACGGGAUGAGUUGGCCGCUCCACAAUUAGCAUGGGACCCCAACCCAGAGAAGGAGUUGGAGUACUCAGAAGGGUCGCUGGGAUCGCCAUAG
Candidozyma duobushaemuli is the source of this 8106-nucleotide messenger RNA. RefSeq lists its product as uncharacterized. The record is from RefSeq and is a predicted model, not a curated record. The coding region runs from base 1 to 8106 and encodes 2701 amino acids. NCBI's taxonomy places the organism in Eukaryota, Fungi, Ascomycota, Pichiomycetes, Serinales, Metschnikowiaceae. Gene Ontology annotation, molecular function: chitin synthase activity. The transcript is spliced from 3 exons. Gene Ontology annotation, cellular component: cell septum; cell periphery.